Molecule: messenger RNA, 1067 nt
Organism: Scomber japonicus (chub mackerel)
Lineage: Eukaryota; Metazoa; Chordata; Actinopteri; Scombriformes; Scombridae
Gene: calhm1b
Product: calcium homeostasis modulator protein 1
Exons: 2
Coding region: 15-1067 (350 amino acids)
Molecular function (GO): monoatomic cation channel activity
Source: RefSeq, a predicted model, not a curated record
CCACAUCCUCCAAGAUGGAUAAGUUUCGUAUGAUGUUCCAGUUCCUCCAGUCCAACCAGGAAUCUUUUAUGAAUGGGAUCUGUGGUAUCAUGGCACUAGCUAGUGCACAGAUGUACUCUGCCUUUGAAUUCAGCUGCCCCUGUAUGCCGGAAUACAACUACACCUAUGGGAUCGGAUUACUUAUUAUUCCCCCUAUAUGGUUCUUUAUGUUAGGUUUUGUAUUGAACAAUAAUGUGUCAGUGCUUGCCGAGGAGUGGAAAAGACCCACAGGGAGACGGAGGAAGGAUCCGUCAGUCCUUCGUUACAUGUUUUGUUCAAUCACCCAGAGAUCCUUGAUAGCACCUGCGGUGUGGGUGUCUGUCACUCUCAUGGAUGGGAAGAGUUUCUUGUGUGCUUUCAGUGUCAACUUAGAUAUAGAAAGGUUUGGAAAUUACAGUCUGGUAAAUGGGAUGUCAGACAUAGAGAAGAUAAAACUGCUGGCAAGGAUCCCGUGCAAAGACCUGUUUGAGCAUCAGGAAUUAAGAGUGGCAGCAUCACGAUACAUCAAAUGUAUAUCACAGGCAUGUGGAUGGAUGUUUUUGCUCAUGAUGACCUUCACAGCCUUUCUGAUCCGGGCUAUUCGACCAUGCUUCACCCAGGCUGCCUUCCUCAAGACCAAAUACUGGUCUCAUUACAUUGACAUUGAGCGCAAGAUGUUCGAUGAGACCUGUAAGGAGCAUGCCAAGAGCUUUGCCAAGGUUUGCAUCCACCAGUACUUUGAGAACAUCAGCGGAGAGAACAUCCACCACCAUCACUCCAGCAAGGACGACAGCUACGAUGAAGACGAGGACAAGAAGAUAAGUGAUGAAGACAAGCUUCUGGGUAUCCGGGCCCAGGAUGAUAUGAAUACAAUUUUGAGGAACUGGCACGCCUGUAAGCCAGCUCUGGCCCUGAAAAAAGACCAAAUAAAUGGUGAAAAGAAUGGCGGACUGAAUGGAGAAGCCAAUGGAGCAGUAAAUGGGUUUGUGAAGGGACACACCCAUGGCGUGGAGAAAAAGGAAUGGGCAGUUUAUUACAGUAAGGUCUGA